AUGAGGUACCUUACUGUCUGUACUCUGCUAACUCUAGCAUUUUUCAUGCUUAUAGCUGAAGCUAGUGCAAGAGUUAGGGUCAGAGUUCGCACAACACGGUAUAGAAGUUCUAGUGGCGGUUCGUUGAAGCCAAAAAUCACCAAGACCACGCCGAUCAAAGCGACCAAGUUCAGUUCUCCAGUUAUCAAGUCACAAGCGAAGCUUGGUUCUCGUACUCAAUUGUUCACUAAAUUCGCGGCAGGUUAUCUUUUUACCAGAUACCUACUGAGUGGAGCUCCCGUUUACCGAGGUGGCUUUCCAGUCUAUGGAAGUUACGUGUCUAUCCCUGAGAAAAGAGCCGUGAGGUUGACGUCGGAAAGAGUGAGUUUACUGGACUCCAAUGGAAGAUUGUGCCUGGCUCAAUCUUCACGAAGACGUUCUCUUAGAGAGGGAAUCGAAAACAGUCUCAUCGAAGUGAGAACAACUGUGAAGUACCAGGGCAGUCUGAAGGACGAUAAGACAUUUACCGGCAUCAAGAACACAGCUCCCCUGAAAGACGUCAAAGACAAGACCUUCACAGUAACCUCUCGCGCUCGCUACAGGAUCCCCGUCGUGGAAAACACCCAGUGCACACAAGUAGAAAAGCAAGUCAGUGGAACAAUGAUUCAGCUGUACGAGUAUAAUCCCAACGCUGCAGGUUUAAUCAGCAUAGAUUUGAGGCUUAUUUUUGCUUCUAUCGUGGUAAUUGGAGUUUUUAAUGAUUUUAAAUAG
Porites evermanni is the source of this 750-nucleotide messenger RNA. Lineage: Eukaryota; Metazoa; Cnidaria; Anthozoa; Scleractinia; Poritidae. The record is from the annotation of a GenBank genome assembly.